This is a messenger RNA of Tripterygium wilfordii, 1201 nucleotides long. Its product is annotated as universal stress protein PHOS32-like. The record is from RefSeq and is a predicted model, not a curated record. Bases 53 to 856 code for a protein of 267 amino acids. NCBI's taxonomy places the organism in Eukaryota, Viridiplantae, Streptophyta, Magnoliopsida, Celastrales, Celastraceae. The transcript has 3 exons.
CUUGCUUUAACUCCUUCUCUCAGCAUUUCCAGAAACUUCACUCUUCGCUCCAAUGAAUCCCCAACAACAAAACACACUGGACUCCGAUCAACCCCAGCUUCCCAACAUCAAGAUCCACCACCCCUCCUCUCCCCGCCACCACCACCACCACUCCCACUCCUGCGCCACCCCUACCCCUACUGCCGGGGCCCGUCGGAAGAUUGGCGUGGCCGUUGACCUCUCUGAAGAAUCCGCCUACGCUGUCCGCUGGGCCGUCGACCACUAUAUCCGUCCAGGAGACGCCGUCAUCCUCCUCCAUGUCUCGGCUACGAACGUUCUCUUCGGUGCUGACUGGGGCCCACUCUCCCACUCCAGUCCUUCUAUAAAUGAUGGAGACUCUUCCUCCGGCGGAUUACAUACGGACAAAGACGGAAAUCGUCAACAAAAUUCUCCGUCUCAGAAAGACAUUGAGGAGGAUUUCGACGCUUUCACUGCUUCCAAGGUUGCGGAUCUCGCGAAGCCGUUGAAGGAGGCGCAGAUACCUUACAAGAUCCACAUUGUUAAGGAUCAUGAUAUGAAGGAGAGGCUGUGCUUGGAGGUGGAGAGGCUUGGAUUGAGCGCUGUGAUCAUGGGGAGCCGAGGGUUUGGAGCUGCCAUGAGACGUAGUGAUGGGAAGUUGGGAAGCGUCAGUGAUUACUGCGUGCAUCAUUGUGUGUGCCCCGUUGUUGUGGUGAGGUAUCCCGAGGAUAAAGAUGGUGGCCCGACAGCUGAAGAGGCGGUUGUGUCUGUGAAAGAAGAUGAAGAAGAGGAGGCCGUGAUCAGGCCAGUUCCUCCAGCGGCGGUGGAGAAUUUGGCAUUGAACCGCAAAGAUGCAUAGGAUGGAUUUGGAGAACAGCUUCAUCCUUUUGAUAGAAGCUACGCAUUUUGAAUUGUUCGAGUUACAAGCCUUAGCUGAUACUUCAGGAGUUGCUACAUAUUCGGCGGGUGUGGUAUUCCGCAAAAAAUGGGUGAUUCCAGUGCUCUCCCUUAAGUUUCUUAGAUGUAUAAACUCUUGAGACUAUUUGCUUGAGAUUUUCGCUUCUUGAAGGUGUUGUGAAGUAAUUUAAUCUGCAUUGUAGUGUAUCUCACUCCAGUCUUAGUUUUCGCCUCCAUGAGCUCAUGAAUUUACUGGGUUUAUGAAUUUGCUUGAAAAAUUAUCAAAAUAUUAUUUUCCUUUCGUCUU